Musca domestica (house fly) is the source of this 819-nucleotide messenger RNA. Its product is annotated as vacuolar protein-sorting-associated protein 25-like. Gene Ontology annotation, biological process: protein transport to vacuole involved in ubiquitin-dependent protein catabolic process via the multivesicular body sorting pathway. Gene Ontology annotation, molecular function: protein homodimerization activity; structural molecule activity. The record is from RefSeq and is a predicted model, not a curated record. The transcript has 2 exons. Gene Ontology annotation, cellular component: ESCRT II complex. Bases 112 to 636 code for a protein of 174 amino acids. Lineage: Eukaryota; Metazoa; Arthropoda; Insecta; Diptera; Muscidae.
CGAAACGAGUUAAAUAGAUGAACUAGUUUAUACAGUUCUGAUGGUUCAUUUCACUGAAUAUUUGCUUUGAACUUUUCCGUUCCGGAACGACACAACUCGGGAACUACAAGAAUGACGGAUUUCCAGUGGCCUUGGGAGUAUACCUUUCCGCCCUUUUUCACAUUACAACCGCACGAAGAAACACGGCAACAACAACUAAAUGUUUGGUCUGAAUUAUUUCUUAAAUACCUGAAACACUUAAACAAGUUCACUGUAAACAUAAACGAAGGAUCAUUUCCACUGUACUACAAUGAAUCUCUUAAUCGACGACUGUCUCCAUCUAUGAUAUUGCAAAUUCUUCAAAAAUUACAAAGCACAGGACAUGCCCAACCCUUGGACAAAAAACGUCAAGAAUGGCAAGUAUAUUGGCAUACGCUGGAAGAGUAUGGAAAUAUGAUUUACGAUUGGAUACAAGAGACCGGGCAGACAGGAAGUGUAUGUACACUCUAUGAAAUAGCAAAUGGAGAGUCGACGGAAGACAAGGAAUUUCAUGGUAUUGACGAAAAUGUUUUGGUGAAUGUUUUGCGGCUGCUGGAAGACAAAGGCAGAUGUGAGCUCAUAGAAAUGGAUGGCAGUUAUGGUGUCAAGUUCUUCUAGUUGAUUUUAUAAGGAGAUUAGUCAUUGGUGUAAUUAAAUGUUGAUGCAUUUUUGUCAUAUAGGUACAUCAUGUCUAAAAAUGAUCAUAUAUGCUAUUACACACACAUUUACAUUGCCUUGUUAUUAUUUAAUAAAGAAAAAUAAUAUACAUAGUUAAACUUUUAAGUUUUUAAACAGCUUAAA